This is a messenger RNA of Echinops telfairi (small Madagascar hedgehog), 1947 nucleotides long. RefSeq names its product magnesium transporter MRS2 (gene MRS2). Lineage: Eukaryota; Metazoa; Chordata; Mammalia; Afrosoricida; Tenrecidae. The record is from RefSeq and is a predicted model, not a curated record. The transcript has 9 exons. Gene Ontology annotation, molecular function: magnesium ion transmembrane transporter activity. Bases 99 to 1280 code for a protein of 393 amino acids. Gene Ontology annotation, cellular component: mitochondrial inner membrane. Gene Ontology annotation, biological process: mitochondrial magnesium ion transmembrane transport.
AGCUCGGGCUCUCGCCCGGGGUCGCACGGUUCGGGCCCCGACGCCACCGUCCGGAAUGAAGGCUUGGGCUCCGGCCGCCGCCUCCUCGAGCCAGUGCCAUGGAAUGCCUUCGGAGCCUAACUCGCCUGGGGCCCCGCCUCGUGAGGCUGCCCCGCCGGGCCCUGUGCGCUUUGGCCUUGGGCCUGACCCCUGCGACUCACCCCGCUGUCGCCUGCAGCCGCGCAGCCCACGUCCUGGGAGGGCGCCGGGCCGCGCCGCCGAACCGCCCCCGCCGGCUCCGCCUGCCAGGUGAAGUGCACCGCUUUAGAACAUCUGAUGCCUCCCAAGCCACGUUAGCCAGCGUAGCCCCUGUGUUUGCUGUGUAUCUGAAAGCUGUGAUCACUCCAGAGUGCCUUCUUAUAUUAGAUUACCGUAAUUUAAACUUGGAGCAAUGGCUAUUCCGGGAACUUCCUUCACAGUUGGCUGAAGAAGGUCAGCUUGUCACGUACCCCUUACCUUUUGAGUUUAGAGCUAUAGAAGCACUCCUGCAAUAUUGGAUCAACACUCUUCAGGGGAAACUUAACAUUUUGCACCCAGUGAUCCAUGAGACAUUGGAAGCUUUAGUGGAUCCCAAACAUUCUUCUGUCGACAGAAGCAAACUGCACAUCUUACUACAAAAUGGCAAAAGCUUAUCCGAGUUGGAAACAGACAUUAAAAUCUUCAAAGAGUCCAUGUUGGAGAUCCUGGAUGAGGAGGAGCUGCUGGAGGAGCUGUGUCUGACAAAGUGGAGUGACCCACAAGUCUUUGAAAAGAGCAGUACCGGAAUCGACCACGCAGAAGAGAUGGAGCUGUUGUUGGAGAACUACUAUAGAUUAGCGGAAGAUCUUUCCAAUUCCGCUCGGGAGCUUAGGGUUCUGAUUGAUGAUUCGCAGAGUAUUAUUUUCAUCAAUCUGGACAGCCACCGUAAUGUGAUGAUGAGGUUGAACUUACAGUUGACCAUGGGAACCUUCUCUCUUUCACUCUUUGGACUAAUGGGAGUUGCUUUUGGAAUGAAUUUGGAAUCUUCUCUUGAAGAGGACCACCGAGUGUUCUGGCUGAUCACAGGGAUCAUGUUCAUGGGCAGCGGCCUGAUCUGGAGGCGGUUGCUCUCGUUCCUGGGACGCCAGCUUGAAGUGCCGUUGCCCGCAAUGAUGACCUCUUUACCUAAAAAGACGCUUCGCGCCGAUAGAAGGAUGGAAGUGAAAGCCAGUCUCCGGCCGGACGGACUCGGAUCAAGCGGGAACCUCCUGACAAACCGUUAGGAACACACGAGAGAGAAUGAAAAAAAAAAAAUUUUUUUUUUUAUGAGCAUCACAAGAAACUUCUGACACUUUAAUUUUUAUUUUAAAAAUUGAAAAAAUAUACCACUGAUAUUAGAAUGAUCUUUAUUGUCUGAAAGCCAAAAAAAAAACCCAGAAAACUUAAUGGCAUCCUCAGAAAUCUAAAAAGCAAACUGCUUGCUUUAUAAAAGACCAAGAUCCAAUUGCCUCUAAGUUUAGGCCAUUUUUGUAGGCAUUACAUGUGGCCGAAUGAGGUUAACACACAAAAACAGAUUUUUAUAUAUUUUACUUAAUUUAUUCAUAUGGGAAAAAAAAAGGAGUAAUCUCAUGCCAAGCAAAAAAGCCUAUAAACUUGACAAGCCCACAGUUCUAAGAGCCGAUAAACUCUUGGUGUAGAGAAUCGUGAACAUCCUUACUCUCGGGUGGCAGCAAGCUAACAGAAUAUGAAUUAACCUUAAACACUGGAGUGUGUGCUUUAAGUUAAUCUUGACAUAACCAUAAUGUCUUGUAUGUGCCCGUCUUUAUGUAAGGUGGAUAAAAGGGAAAUCAUUUUAUUCUGGUAUUACUUGGAUUCCAAUUAAUCCAGAUUCUUUGCUUGGCUAUAAUGACAGCCUUUGACAAUAAAGGCAAAACGGGUGUUUCCAUUUGG